AGUGCCUGACACAGCCCUGCACUUGCAGUUACAUUAUACACCGGCUGGAUGACAUGGACCCCGCUGCUGGUGUGUAUUUCAUGGAGGCUGUUGUCCCCGAAUCUGAGGAGAUUCUCUCACAGUGUGGCCGGCAGCAACCAGGCAUACAGGAUAAGAGCGUGGCUCUGAAGUCCUGAAGCUUUCCUGUUGGGCUGAAGGCUGAAUGUAGGAACCUCCCACCCCUCCAAUUCAUUUCAGAAGCCGGACCUGCGGGCCCCAUUCACCAGCAUCCUUUGUCAUCCUCAGCAUCCACGAUGGAUGAGAUACCGGAGCCCCCAGCCAUGACUGUCCACCUCCUGGCCAACGCGGGGCAGGGCUUGCUUUUGCAGCAAACCCUGGAUCGGCUCCUAGAUUGCAUUUGCCCAGAUAUCCGUCUCUUUAUUGUGUCUGAGCGGGCCAGUCCAGUGAAAUACUACGACAAGUGCUACUCCAAGCGGUCACGCUUCCCGGGGAUGUCUGUUCUGCUAUUCUUGCACGAGAACCUAGGUGAGGAGAGGCUUUUCCGCGUGCUUGACUCCCUACAGCAUUGGCCGUGGCAGUGCUACCCCACGCAGAACGCCCAGGGAAGACCCUGCCCCUACAUUCUUGCCAAUCAGGAAUUCUACAGUCUGGACAGCCAGAUGCCCAUCUGGGGCGUGAGGCAGGUGCACUGUGGCACUGAGAUCCUGAGAGUGACACUCUACUGCAGUUUUGAUAACUACGAAGACGCCAUCCGGCUCUACGCAAUGAUCCUGCAGAGAGAAGCCACCUUGCAAAAGAGCAACUUCUGUUUCUUCGUGCUCUACUCCACUGAGACCUUCGCCCUGCAGCUCUCCCUGAAGCAGCUGCCCCUCGGAACAUCGGUGGACCCCAAAGAGGCUUCAGUGUUGCAGUUCAAGGUCCAGGAGAUUGGCCAGUUAGUGCCUCUUCUACCCCAUCCCUGUGUCCCCAUCAGCCGCACCCGGUGGCAAACACAGGACUAUGACGGCAACAAGAUUUUGCUUCAGGUCCAGUUGAAUCCAGGACUUGGUGUGAGGAAUGGUGAGCCUCCUUUGCUGAAUGACACCUCGGGAGCUGACACUCUUCCCCAAGGCUCCAGGCUGAUCCCUGUCUCUGCAAUUAGGACCCUAGAGUUGAGGAGUCGAAGGAGUCGGGGCAGGAGGUUCAAGGUGAGCUCCCUGGAGCAGCCUGAGCCUGGUGGGCGGCCAGCGUCAGACGGUUCCGGUGACACUUCGUGGAAAAGCCCUGGUGGCUCAGCUCAGCCCAGCAGCUCAGCCACAGAAUCCCAACUGCAACUGUCUUCUCUUCACCUCGAACCCAGGGCCAGAAUGAAGGUCCUCGGCCGGGAGAACAGCUUCGAGAAGCUGGAGGCAGAGACCAAUGUUGACACCGGAUUCACCGUGGUCAGUUCUGAACCCAGGCCAUCUUUUGCGAGCAGAUUUCCUAGGAAUCUUCAGACCCACCAGCCACCAUCAUGCUUGUCAACCUCUUUCUCAGGGUCAGCUGCUUCCAAAAACAACAGGAUCUUUAAGGAAAGGGUUCACCCCCUGUCACUUGCUGGCCAAAGGGAGCUUGGUGCUAAGAAGAUACUCUCAGAAUGUCCCCUUCCUCUGCCAGUCCAGGGUGAAGCAAAAGAAGCAGAAGAAGAAUUCUUUAUAUAGCAUAAGACGACUGUGGUUUUCUAAAACUCGAGAUCAAAUAGGAUGUUCUAGAAAUGGAGCACCGACCCAGAAUAAGCCUGUUUCUUGUUCAUCUGAGGGGGCCUGAAUGUGAGCCGUGCAUGGAUUUGCAUCACUUCUAUUUCAAAUAUUCCAAGUUUAGUGGCACUGGGCGGUGUUGACGAGUGGUUUGCUGUUGUGGUCAUGAGGGAACGCAGCGAAUGCACAGGGAAAAAAGCCCAAUGGCUCAGAUCCUUGGGGACACUCUAACCUAGCUGGAUGUGUUGAGUUCAGCAUCUAUCAGGAUAAUUGCAUUGUAUGCAAACGAGUCGGAUGUGUUAUGCAAUGCUGAUUAGUGACUGUAAUUUGGUUUUAAUUUUUAUUUGGGUUGCAUAGCUCAUGCCCCUGGGACAGCAUUGGACUAUUUAUUCUUUAGUGUUUUUUUAAUUUUUAUGUGACCUCAUUCGGUAACUAGGUCCUGUUCACCACGAACCCUCCAGUGAUUUUUGCCUUGAAAGUUGUUUGCAUCUGGAAUGAAUUAACAUGCAAAAUGUUUUGAAAAUUGCAAACAUUUUUUUUCCCCUGUUUAAUGAGCAGUAAUCCUGGAAGCCAAAAAAAUCAGGUUAAAAGUGAAAGCUAGGCUCCAGGGUUUUCUCGAUCCUCCAUUUCUUGUUUGUUUCUGUACUACUCUAGUGGGGCCAGUGGUUCAUAUAAUUAAGUAGAGAGGAGUGGGACAUGACUGAGCAACUUCACUUUCACUUGUCACUUCCAUGCAUUGGAGAAGGAAAUGGCA
This is a messenger RNA of Capra hircus (goat), 2469 nucleotides long. RefSeq names its product family with sequence similarity 124 member B (gene FAM124B). Gene Ontology annotation, cellular component: nucleoplasm. NCBI's taxonomy places the organism in Eukaryota, Metazoa, Chordata, Mammalia, Artiodactyla, Bovidae. The transcript is spliced from 2 exons. The coding region runs from base 294 to 1679 and encodes 461 amino acids. The record is from RefSeq and is a predicted model, not a curated record.